Messenger RNA from Adineta ricciae, 876 nucleotides. NCBI's taxonomy places the organism in Eukaryota, Metazoa, Rotifera, Eurotatoria, Adinetida, Adinetidae. The record is from the annotation of a GenBank genome assembly.
AUGUCUCGAAAACGACUUUUCGGUCUUUCUAUCGCCUGGUUGUGGUACUGGUUAAUGCUCAUAUUCAUGGGUCUUUGUAUUGGACAUUCCACCUCCUGGAUUAUCUGUGUAUUAUUGGGUUUUGGUGCGCGUAUCAUCAUGGAUAUAUAUUCGUCUACUUCUGUACACAAUUAUGGAUUUGACAUUAGAUUAGGGAACCCACAACCUGCUCAAAUGGAUUAUCAGAACGGUUUGAUUCGAGAAACUGACUGUAGCGUUUCACCUAGUGACGAGGUUGAUUUAUUCAGCAACGAAAUCUUUUCUACGACAAUUACUGUAUACACUGAUCUCUGCCGAGAAAGCGUAGCUGUUGAAGAUAUGGAAUUCUAUACAAUGGAUAUUCUACUGGUUCGAGACGUGACAACGGUAUUGAACCAAACAAACAACACGAUUGAAGAAGAAGAUGAAGAAGAGUCAAAUGACACAUCCGAUGGUUUCAGUGUUCAAAGACCUUCCGAAGUACCAUUAAUGGAAAAUUCACAAGCUGCAGUUGAGCGUCAAACUCACGAUAAUAUUGAUAACGAGAAUGAAUGGUAUCGAAUAUAUGAUUGUCCUAUCAGAUUUCAAAUGCGCAUGAUCGGUCACAACGAAGACGUUGCCGACGGUUCAGUUACUGAUGGAAUUGUAACCAAUACUGUACUAAAUCCGACAUCCACUCAUCACGAAGGAUUAUCUCAAGAGAUCCUUUUUCUGGCAGAAGCAACGGAGCGUGAAAUACAAAGAAAUGUUCCAGAAAGCGAUGGAGAUGAAACAUUGCAACCAAUCGUGAAUCCUCCAAGUGAUACCCGUCCAAAACAAUCACCUACCACAGGUUUACACGAGACACAUGCUCUAUAA